GGCCAACAGAAUCUUUCCCACCUUUGUCCACUGCCACCUCAGGCACAGUCUUGGGCGGCAGCUCCUUGGGGUGCCCCUCUGUGCCUGCUGUGACAGGGCUUCCACAGGCACCUUCAUGGAUGGACUGUUGGGCCCUCUGAAGCCAUCCUCUCUACCGCCCCCACCGCCUCCUGACAGGUGCUGCUGCCAAAAGCCUCCCCUUGGGGUAGUCACUUCAGCGGGCGCCAUCUUUGCUGCAGUUGUCACUGUGGCCUGAUCACAGCUCCAGUUCAGGCACAGACUGCCGAGUCCCUCUUUCUAUGUCUGCCACCGAGGAUCCAAGUCUGAUGCCAGGUGGCCAGGACCCCAGACCCCUCGGGGUCCUGGUGUCACCUUCAGAAGGGGUGGAUAGAGUCGCGGAGGGCGACUUCCCAGCUUCUGAAGGGCUUUCCAGCACCCUUCCUGAGAAGGAGGGUGGGCGGGACGCUGCCCAGGCUGCAGAACAGAGCUGGGAUGUAGAGCUGCUAGAAGAGGAGGAUGAGGGAGAUGAGGACAAGGAAGAGGAGGAAGAAGAAUAGGAAGAGGAGGAAGAGGAGUUUGAUUUCGAGUUCGGGGACCAGGAAGACGAUGAGUACCAGUCGCCAGAUUUUGAGUAUGAGUUUGGGAACCAGGAGUAGUCUGAGUCAGAAGAGGGGGAGGCCAACAGGGAAGAGAAUGAGGAGGAGGAAGAAACUGAAGAGGAUGAAGACAACGUCCAAGCCCAAGAGCCCGAAGAAGUCGCAGUGGCUCCUCCUGAGGCCCCAUGGCGUGGUUCCAGACCCUCUUCGGGUCUCUGGUCCACUCUCUUCUACACCGUAUCCAUGAUAAUGACCGUGUCCUGGUCCAGCCCCACACAGGCUGCAUGGUGGUCAGGCGCCCCUCCCCGGAGCCCCAGGACCGUGGAGAGGGACCUGCACCUCCAGAGGCAGAAGAACCAAGAAGAGGACCAGCAGUCCUGGAUUAGGAGCACCCGAGACAGGAAGAAGAAGUCUGGAUGGGUGAGUACCAGGCAGAGGGCACCCCGCCCUGGGGGCGGCAGGCACCAACAGAGGGCCCUGCAUCCCAAAAGGCAGAGGAACCUGCAGCAGAGGCCCGGGGCAAUGCCUCCAAGUCCUGGGAGGAUGGGGCCUGCGUACCCUUCAAGUUCCAAGAUGGUGAGUGGCGGCCAAGUCCUCAGGCCCUUGAAGCCCCCACUGGGGCACCCAGCUCAAAGGCAGGUGGUACUCAGCACUUGCCUUUAGCCAUUGAGUCAAAGCUCUCAGAAACCUUCAGGCCCAGUAUGCCCAAGUAGAAGCUCAAUUCUACAGAGAUUCUCACGAUCUAGAGAAAAAGUAUGCUGCCUUCUACCAACCUCUGUUUGAUAAGAGAUCUGAGAUCAUCAAUGCAAUCCACGAGCCCACAGAAGGUGAAUGUCAGUGGCAAGUAGGUGUUCAGGAAGGUGCGUGUGGAGAUAUGGAAAGAGAGCCUGUGGAGAGAAGGGCACACAAAUGGCAUACCUCACUUUUGGUUGACAGCUUUUAAAAUUGUGAAGAUCCUCAACAGGAUGAUCCAAAAAAAUGAUGAGCUUGUACUAGAGCACUUGGAAGAUGUAAAAAUUAAAAUUUCAGGGUUCGAGGAACCAAUGAGAUUCACCAUAGAAUUCAUCUUCAAGUCAAACGAAUACUUUUGCAUCAAAGUCCUGACAAAAACCUACCACAUGCAAUCGGAACCAGAUGAUUCUGAUCCCUUCUUCUCCAAAGGGCCAGAAAUUAUCAGCAGCACAGGGUGCAAGAUUUACUGGAAAGAGGGGAAAGAUGUCACUGUGAAAACCAGCAAGCUGCAGAGAGGUAAGGGCCGCAGAAGUUUUGCAUCCACCACCAGGACGAUGCCUGGCUAUUCUUUCUUCACCUACUUCUAUCCUCCUCAUUCUCCUGAGGGCAGAGAGAUGGAUGUCACCACCGAUUAUAAAUUGGGCUAUUUUUUCCGUGAAGUUCUGGUCCCGAAGUCCUUGUUAUUCUUCACUAAUGAAGCGAGAGAUUGUAACUACGAAAGUGCUGAUUAUGAUGCCCGAGAAGCUGGAGGUGAGGAAAAGAAAGUAGAAGUGAUCAGAAAUGAAGAGUUUGACAAAGGACCUGGAAAAGAUCUGGACCCAGAAGAGAGCAGUUGCUAAGAACCCAGUUUUAAGACCUACAUAGAAGGACACCAUGGAGGAAGAAACAAUGAAUUUGUUCUGCCCAGUUUUUGAUUUUCUGCUUUUCGAAUGCCUGUUUUUUUUUGCAGAUUUCUUCACAGAAAACCCAAUAUCUAGCAACACCUGACUUUUACCUCCCCAGAUAAAUUUGUCAGCAUUUGUUCAAGUUAAAAAUAAAGUUUUCUUGAAUAAUUUGCAGUAUUUUUAGAUAUAUUAACAGACACAAACUUAUCUUUGUAUAUUUUUGUUUUGGCCCACCUUACUGUAAUUUAAAGGGAUCACUUUCUACCAUGUUUUA
Canis lupus familiaris (dog) is the source of this 2486-nucleotide messenger RNA. Its product is annotated as nucleosome assembly protein 1-like 1. The coding region runs from base 1562 to 2167 and encodes 201 amino acids. Gene Ontology annotation, biological process: nucleosome assembly. The transcript is spliced from 2 exons. Lineage: Eukaryota; Metazoa; Chordata; Mammalia; Carnivora; Canidae. The record is from RefSeq and is a predicted model, not a curated record. Gene Ontology annotation, molecular function: chromatin binding; histone binding. Gene Ontology annotation, cellular component: chromatin; nucleus.